Messenger RNA from Rhea pennata, 664 nucleotides. RefSeq names its product avidin-like. The record is from RefSeq and is a predicted model, not a curated record. Bases 71 to 508 code for a protein of 145 amino acids. The transcript has 4 exons. Lineage: Eukaryota; Metazoa; Chordata; Aves; Rheiformes; Rheidae. Gene Ontology annotation, molecular function: biotin binding.
CGAGCCGGGGCGCGGGCAGAGCGCGCCAGGCAGCGGCGGCCCCGGCGCCCGGCUCCUGCCGCCGGCGGCGAUGGGGAAGCGGAGCUCCUCGCUCCUCCUCGCCGUGGCCCUGCUGAGCCUCAGCACCGCCUCAGCGAGGAAGUGCGAGCUGCAGGGCCUGUGGAGGAAUGAGCUGGGCUCCAACAUGACCCUCUCGGCCCUCGAUGAUGCCGGCGCCUUCGUCGGCUCCUACCACACCGCCGUGGCGGCCACCAACAAGCGGAUCCUGGUGUCGCCCCUGAAAGGGGUCCAGCAGCACCCCAGCGCCAAGGGGCCCGUCACCUUCGGCUUCACCGUGCAGUGGCAGUUCGCAGGUUCCAUCACCGUCUUCGUGGGUCAGUGCUUCGUGGACCGCGGCGGGAAGGAAACGCUGGAGACCACGUGGCUGCUGCGGGAGGAGGUGGCGUCCCGCAGGGACAGCUGGAAAGCCACCAGGAUUGGCACCAACGUCUUCACUCGGCUCAAGUGACGCAGAGCAGGAACGGCGCCAGCUGCACGGCUCGCUCUCGCCCGCGGCCCCGGCCGGGCUCCUGGCUCCCUACGCCACGGCUUUGCUCUCCGGCCCUGGCACGUGGCCAGUGCCCCGUCGGCCCCCGGCACCAAAUAAACCCAUGUGCGCUCGGAA